UAUUAUUUCGCCUCCGUGCACACCAUGGAUAUCGUAAAGGAGGUGCUGGAGAAGCAGCAGCAGACACUGCAAAAGUACAAACCGAUCACGGUGGAAAAACCCUUGGAACCGUCGAUCGAUGUGGGCCACAUGAUGGUGAGCGACCCGAACUACUUCGACGAUGAACAGAUGAAAGCGGACCGUGAAAAGUAUGUGCUUGAUUUGACCCGUGAUAAUGUGCAGCUACUGAUAAACAGCAUCUGGCAGCUGCCGACCGAGCGUGUCGAGGAAUCGAUCGUUGCUAAGCUACCAGAAGCGAAAGCUCCCUUGCCGCGUGCACGCAAACUACCCGUCCCGAAGCCGCUUACCAAGUGGGAAGAGUUUGCCAAGAAGAAGGGCAUCAAAAAGCGAACGCGCGAGAAGAAGGUUUACGAUCCGGUGCUGGACAAAUGGGUACCGACGUACGGCUACCAGCGAUACAAGGCGGAAAAGGAGAAGGAUUGGGUGUUGGAGGUACCACAGAGCGAUCCGUACCGGGACAUGUUCAAGGAGAAGCGCGAUCUGCGUAUCGAGCGGGUGGCUAAGAAUGAGGUAGCCCGUAUGAAGAACAUUGCCCGGGCGAAGAAAAUCGCUACCCCUCGGACGGGUUUUGUGGGACCAGAGUCAGCAUCCGCUAAGCAGCUCAUCACUGCGUCCAAUAUUGCGAAAGCAUCGACAGCAUCGGUGGGAGUGUUCCAGGAAUCUCUACCGAACGAUAAACAGGCUCGCGGUAUCGGUGUCAAGGAACUGAUGCCGGGCGAAAAGCGUAAGAAGAAGACGUCCUCACUUGCCGGUGAAAAACGGCGCAACAUGGAAAUAGUGACGAAAGUGUUGAACAAGAAGCCUAAGAUCGAUGUCGAUCGAGCGAUUUCGCUACAGAAGGCAGAAGCACGUGCAGAACGCGAAGAGGAUGACGGUGUUAACGAAGGCACCAGAAAGAAAGCUGGAAAGGGUGGCAAAAAGGCGAAAGCAUUCAGCCGAAAAAAGCCAAAGGGUGGUCAAGGAAAGAGAAACCAUAGCAAGCGUGCGGUCGGUCGGAAACGCCGUUAAACCGGUUGGCGUUUA
Messenger RNA from Anopheles maculipalpis, 1083 nucleotides. Its product is annotated as ribosome biogenesis regulatory protein homolog. Bases 25 to 1068 code for a protein of 347 amino acids. The transcript is spliced from 5 exons. Gene Ontology annotation, molecular function: protein binding. Lineage: Eukaryota; Metazoa; Arthropoda; Insecta; Diptera; Culicidae. The record is from RefSeq and is a predicted model, not a curated record. Gene Ontology annotation, biological process: ribosomal large subunit biogenesis; ribosomal large subunit export from nucleus; endonucleolytic cleavage in ITS1 to separate SSU-rRNA from 5.8S rRNA and LSU-rRNA from tricistronic rRNA transcript (SSU-rRNA, 5.8S rRNA, LSU-rRNA). Gene Ontology annotation, cellular component: nucleus; nucleolus; preribosome, large subunit precursor.